This is a messenger RNA of Baudoinia panamericana UAMH 10762, 2600 nucleotides long. RefSeq lists its product as uncharacterized. NCBI's taxonomy places the organism in Eukaryota, Fungi, Ascomycota, Dothideomycetes, Mycosphaerellales, Teratosphaeriaceae. The transcript has a single exon. The record is from RefSeq and is a predicted model, not a curated record. Bases 81 to 2204 code for a protein of 707 amino acids.
AUUCGAAACAUGUCAUUCUCACUGUCUGCGUUUGCGACCCUUGUCUGCUACGGUGAGGCUCCAUUGGAGCGGUCGCAGAGAUGCGGGCGACCGCCGCCAGCUCCGUGAGAACUGUCAACGAGGACAAAUCUCAGGGCGUGCCAACAGGAACCCUGCUGACUCUGUUAUGGGCGUUUUCAACAUUGUUCUGGAGCAUCUUCACGCCACCGCACAAGACACUCGCUGCUAGAGUCUUGCUGUUUCAACCGUGGUGGGCACUCAGGAUCUACUGGUCCGAUGCGACAUGGCUGCAAGACCUCAUCCUGUUCUUGUCCAGCCAUGCUGUGUACAGUUACUGGACUGGGGCAUGGCGAAUGCCUCACAGAGAGGACCUUCACUUUCUGGACCCCACUAACAAUACGACGCACCUCUACUACCAGAUUUUCCUGUUGCUAGCAGCCUGCGGUCUCUUCGCUGGUGGCAUUGUAUUUCGAGGCCACCACUUGAGGUCCAUGGAGCACAACGAGUCACUGUAUGCACAACCAAUCGAUGAGCAAGUGUUGCCUCCGUUGUUGUUUUCGAGCAAGACAACGCAUACAAGACUUUUCCCGCAGAAGCAUGCGUUUUCUUACACCUACUUGUUGGUUGGUGUACCAGUCGGAAUCCAGGGCCGCAUCAGCCGAAUACUCUCCGUCGAUGCUCAGAAGCCUGCCUGGUUCUCUGUUAAUGCUGAGGACUACCUGCAGCGCGGGCGCGCCGAAGUGACACUGGCGCAUAAGUUGAAAUCCUACCUGCAUACCCAAGAUGUGACAGACCGUGACUAUGCCCUUGCGUACCUUGUCACUGCACCUCGGUUCCUCGGCUACAGUUUCAACCCAGUCUCUUUCUGGUACCUGUAUGAUUCGGACACGCAGCUCAAGUACGUGAUAUUGGAGGUCAAUAACACAUUUAACGAGCGGCGAAUGUACCUACUUCGUGCAGUCGGUACGAAAGUGGUCAAGAAUGGCACUAAAGGCGACUUGUCAGGCCAGCAUCUCAACGGCUCCACGAUGGCGCAGACUGAAGUCGUUUUCAACGAUGUAUGGGACAAGGACUUCCAUGUGUCUCCUUUCAAUAGCCGUAACGGAUCGUAUACUCUUCGUGCAACUGACCCACUAGGAGCUUACGAGCGCACUGGCCUUGUCCGAAUUGACAAUACCAUCGUCCUUCGAUCGUCAGAGGAACAUCCCAAGAUUGUUGCCAGAGUCUGGUCGGAGUCCAAGCCGGAGGACCCGGCUAAAAUGACCGCAAUUGAAUCUAUACGCUUCAUUGCGACAUGGUGCUGGGUCGGCUUCGCAACCCUUCCUCGCAUUGUAUGGGAGGCGUCCAAGUUGUUCUUCCAACGGAAACUGCCCCUUUGGAAUAGGCCCGAAGUCACCAAGCACAGCAUCGGAAGACCAUACACUGCAGACGAACUGAUACUGGAGGCAUUCUUUCGUGCUUUUUUAUCACACGUCGUCAGCGAGGCCUCUAAGCCCUUGCGAGUCGUGUAUGAGCCAGCACAUAGCGAGAGCCCAGAGAUUGUCCUGUACUCGCCCGGUUUCACAUACGAGGAAGAUCACAAGCGUACGCUCACUCUCAACGUGCAAAGUCCGGCUUUCUACAGCCGGUUCAUCCAUUACGAGCAUGCCAAGGUUGCCCUCGAGAAAGAGUGCCUCACGGCAGAUGAGAAGAACAGGACAGCCGUCAUUGAACACAUGGAGCUUCUGCCGAUAUUGCUUGAUGCUAUUGACGGCACAUGGCGAGAAACUUCCAAAAGGCCACCCGGUGAGUACAGCAUCGAACCGGUCCGGUGGGCGUGCAUGAGGCGCCUACGGUGUCCACCCCCCGGCCAACCGUAUCCCAGCACUCUUCAUUCAUUGGAGGGGCGCAAGUCGUCCUGGUCCAGCAGUCCCCAGAUCGAUCAGUUUGCCCGCUCUUGCUGCGAAGACAGCGCAGUCUACCGCAGAGUAGUCACCAAGAUUUUCUUUGCUCAGCGAUUAGCCUUAGGUGUCUCGGAAUUGUUGGUAGCACUGGAUCUUACCAUUCGCUUCCUACUCCUUUCAGCAAGCAUGCUUUAUUGCGACAAUAGCAAAGCGGUCGAUGUCCUGCAGCCACGAAAGCUUGACGCAAGCGACAUCAAAACGGUUGCCACCAUGCUUCUUCUUGCGAAUAGUGUACAUAUCUGGAGCCUAACGAAAGGCUGACAUCCACACUUUCAGCGCCCCAUGUUUGACUACGUUUCUUAUGUGCCCUGAUAGUCUGCCGUACUAGCUUGCCAGCUCCCUAUACAUCUGGACCAAAGACCUAAGGAUCCUCCUUGUUCUACUGAGCCUCACAAUCUGUUCCCAGGACAUUGUCAAUAGCUGCUCGGUUGCGUCUUAAGGAUAGAGCUUCUGAUUCUAUCGACGUUUCCUGCUCUCAGACAAUCAUGAAAUGCAUUUGCAGUUGCGGUGCGCUCUUGUGUAUGGAAGAGGGCGGCCGCAGCGGUGGCACACCUGGUCGAGUUGGUAUGCCUUUGGCACCACAAAGUGGCGGAAAUCGUCGUAGCCACUGGAAUACACAUGCUUUAGCAAGCUACUUUCCUCCCCACGACUACGUGU